Molecule: messenger RNA, 2190 nt
Organism: Hyla sarda
Lineage: Eukaryota; Metazoa; Chordata; Amphibia; Anura; Hylidae
Gene: IGFBP4
Product: insulin like growth factor binding protein 4
Exons: 4
Coding region: 135-899 (254 amino acids)
Biological process (GO): regulation of insulin-like growth factor receptor signaling pathway
Cellular component (GO): extracellular region
Molecular function (GO): insulin-like growth factor II binding; insulin-like growth factor I binding
Source: RefSeq, a predicted model, not a curated record
UCUUGCUAUGGAGAGCAGCACAGCUAAGACUACAUCAUUUCAUGUCCCUGUAUGCUAACUCCUGACCAGGCUACCAGCUCUGCCCCGACUCUCGUUCACCCUCUAAACCUUACUUGCCAGUCACACACAACACAAUGUCUGGGCAUUGCCACCUUGCCUUUAUCCUGAUCUCCUUGGCAUCUCUCGGAGUGGCCGAUGAAGCCAUACAGUGCCCCCCUUGCUCUCAGGAGAAGCUUAUUCGCUGUCUGGACCCUGUUGGGUGCCUGGAGUUGGUGAAAGAACCUGGGUGCGGUUGCUGCGCCACCUGUGCCCUCCAAAAAGGGAUGCCUUGUGGUGUCUACACACCCCGCUGUGGCUCAGGGCUUCGCUGUUACCCCACGAAAGGUACUGAAAAACCCCUGCACACCCUAAUGCAUGGACAGGGGGUCUGCACAGAAAUCGGGGAGAUAGAAGCCAUACAGGGAACGUUCCCAACAGCAGCCGAAGAUGACUACCCAAAUAUCAGUUUAAAUCCAUGUCCUACAAAUGACAGGAUCUGCAUCCAGAAAGAGCAGGCAAAAGCGAAUCGGAACGCAAUGCAGAAAAUGAAGAAGUACUCAAGCCAAAAAACUGUCAACAAUCUUCCUGUCCAAAUGGGUACGUGCCAAGUGGCAUUAAGUAUAGCACUAGAGAGAUUGGCAUCUCUCAGGACCAAGACACAGGAGGACUUUCUAAAUUACCCAAUCCCAAAUUGUGACCGGGAUGGAAACUUCAACCCCAAGCAGUGUCAUCCAGCUCUCGAUGGGCAACGUGGAAAAUGUUGGUGUGUUGAUCGGAGAACCGGGGUCGCGCUGCCGGUGCCUUAUGAUUCUACUCAUGAUCCGGACUGUCAAUUGACCUUAGAGCUCAUCAGAAAAUAGUCGCAGGGCUACUUUUCCACUUGAAAUCCACCUCACCACAUUAUUCUAAUAAAGGAGAUCUAUCACUAAGUGGGGGCACAUGAAAUCUUCUUAAAUUUUAAGAGACAACAUCAUUCUUUUCCUGAGGAACCUACAACUUUUUGAAGAACAUAUUUCAGAUAAAUAGGAGUGAACAUGGGCAGGAAACUUGACAUGCAAUGUGGGUGGGUGUUUCGGUGUUUGAGAAAAUGCAUUCUAUUGUUUUUUUUCUAUUUAAUAAUCAUAAGUAAGGCGGAGUCAAGUUUGUGGGAUAGAAUUUAAUGCAGUGUAGAUGGGGGGUCAAGUUUAGAAGCUUUCGAUGAGCAAAUUGAAGUUGUUUAGAAGACUUGUGGCAACACAGUGUCUGUAGAAUGAUGAGGUUAUAUUUUUGGUUUGUUUCUUCUACAUGAAUUGUGGAAUUGUGGAAUUUAAUCCCAAAUCAUGGGACAUGUUAACACCCGCCCUAUGCUCCACCCAACAAUGUUCCCGAAACAGCCUAGAAAUGCCUCUUUAUGCAGAUCUAACUAGAUGUCUGAGCACUCCAACUCCUCCUCUAAGCUCUGAGUGACAGCUCUAGUGUCCAAUCAUAGAAUUAUCACUCAGUAAAAAGGAGGGGCUGGAAAAGCAAUAAUUGCACAGAACUCUGUGGGCAUUUAGCAUGAAUGGCCCGCCUUCUGGACACUUCCAUUAAAGGGGGCUUGGAACAUAACUAGAGAGUUUUUUUUAUCAUGGAACCUGCAUAAUGGGAACUUUAGGUAUGUUUUAACUCCUCUCCCCAUCCUACAUGUGAAAUUGUCAGCAGUACUUAAGGUUCAAAACUGCUGACAGAUUCCCUUUAAGAGUGCGUAUUAUUAGAAUGGAUUGUGGGUCUCACUAACAGUAUAAUCUGUGACAGUCAUAGCUGUCAUCAUGCCUAUUCUCUGUGGCUAAAAGUGCCCAUGCCUAAAAUGCCAACUUUGGUGGGAUAGACAGUUGAUGUUGUUGCAGAGAAGGGUCAGGCGUAUUGGAUUUUCACUACCUGUACCUUUUGUUCUUGGAUAUAUAACCUGGCACCCAUGCUGUCCAGCUGUGGCUUACCCUUCCCCAUAGAGAAAAAUCAUUGUAUGGGGAAGUCACGAGAGAGACGACUGUUAACCGAAGAAACAUUUAUCCAACAGUUGUUGAAAGUGCAUGGCCAACUUAAAGGGUUACUCCACUGGGCAGCAUUCGGAAGUAAAUGUUCCGAACACUGUUUUCACGCUGCGGGGGUCACCCGCGCCCCUCGUGACGUCAU